AUGUCGGUGACAGCACACGAUACUGCCUCGAAUGGUCACCUGGACAGGCGACGUGAGGUCAGAAAUGGGCGGUCAAAUCGCAAUUCUUCCAAAAAUAAGAGCUCCAAAUAUGCACCCAUCAUCGACCCCAGCGUACCACAAAUACCGCCAAUCGAUGACUUCAAGCUAUAUAACAUCGUGCAGAGUCAUACUCAAGAGGAGACUACUGAAGUGGUCGAUGCGGUUCUCAACGUCACAAAAAAUUUCCAGCAAGACUUGCGAGAUGAAAUCAGAAAGAAGCUAUCCAUCGAACAAAGAAUACAAUACAAGAACAUUGAACUUGCCAAACUAGUCCAUGCGGUGAAAAAAGCGUCGCUGAUGAAACUGCAACGGAACUUUGAAACCUUAGAUACCCUGAAGAUGCAACAUGAAGUUGAACUGCUAGUGACCACUGCGGCCGAGACUUCUCAAAAAGCUCGAAACUUGAUCUCCACAGUCAAGAAGCUUCAAACUAAAAGUAGCAAGUAUUCUGUCAGUGAGCAAAAGUACCCAAAUUUGUACAGACUUGUACAUUCAGAGACAAAACAGACACAUAUACCAACAAAGCAGACCAAGGUUGAUAAGAAGGAAAGUCAGAACCAAGACAAAAGUAAAAACCAAGAAGUUCAGGAGCUAAGUGACGGUAUCCCAGAGUAUCCUGGAGCCUCCAUUAUCAAUGGAACUUCAAUGCCUCCAAGGUCUCCCAGUCCCUCACCUUCAGAUAUGUCUGCCGAGCUGUUUGAACAGUUUCUUUCUCUGAGCAUUGCAAAGUAUCGAGAACGGCAGCGUAAUAGACAGAGGGCCAAUGCACUUAUCAACAAUGAGCUUGACGAGCUUAGUAACGUAAGAGAGGCUUCAAGUUUAUCCAUCAAUCCGGUCAAGCUUCUCUAUUCCUCGAUAUUAGAAAGAGAUUCUGGCAACACCACUUUUGGAAUCAAAUCAACUGCUACAUCUGCCCUGACAUUUCAGACUUCUCAUUUCAAGAAACUCAGAAUCAACGGGUCACCUAUCACUUCUGCGACAUACAAAAAUAUGACUGUGAAGCCUAAAUGUGAUUGCGAAAGUAGUGACGGUUCCCCCGCCAAAGCGGCUCUAGAGUCGUUGAGUAUUUCGGACGCAGAUGCUGGUCAUAGCGUGGAAUACUCAAGCUCAGAUGUAAUCUCUGAAUCUUCUGACGAUGUUUCGGUGAGCAGUGACGAAUUUGCAUCGCCCACCACUAUAAAUACCAACCAGUAUUAUUUGAAUCUCAAAAGCGAUCUCAGGCGAAAACAGUCGAAACAGUCACUCAGAAAGAGAGCGUCCACGCGGUCUUUUAUUCGUGAAAGUACGUCUCCUACCCCUCGUCACAAACCAUCGCAUCGGACUCUCAAACCUAAAAAUUCCAUACUCAAGACCAAGUCGAAACCGCAAAAGCCACUGAAAAGGACUCCCAAGCGUUCUAUGGGCCCAAUUGUACCACCUCAUACCGAUGAGGGCAUCAUAUCUCUCAACACUGAUACAGUUCAAGGCACCAUUCUUCAGCUAGAACCAGAAACGAGCGACGACGAGAACGAGGUCCGCACAUAUCGUGGAAUUGACGACACAGAUAACCAUAGCAGUCGAUCCAUAGAACGAUUACGAGAAUACUUGAUAAUGGAAGAAGGUAUUAUUGACUCUAGUACAAACUAG
Molecule: messenger RNA, 1686 nt
Organism: Meyerozyma guilliermondii ATCC 6260
Lineage: Eukaryota; Fungi; Ascomycota; Pichiomycetes; Serinales; Debaryomycetaceae
Exons: 1
Coding region: 1-1686 (561 amino acids)
Source: RefSeq, a predicted model, not a curated record